UGUACUGAUGGGGAAUAUUUAUGCUGCUCUUGGAAGGUGGAAAGAUGCAGAGAAUGUGAGACAUAGGAUGAAUGAAGUAGGGUUACUCAAAUCGCCAGCUCACAGUGUAAUUGAGGUAAGGAAACCUGUGUAGUGUCAUUUGCUGUUAGAUGCUUGGCUUAAAAAAGUUGCAAGGCUGCCACAUCUUCAAUGUUUGAUGUGCCAACUGUUGAUUUCAAAUUCUUGGCACAUUGAAUGAAUAUAACAUUAGAUGAUGAAGCAUUUGUUGUUCUAUGAGAGAUUACAUCGUUUUUCUUCGAGGCGUACGCAAAGGUAUUACUAUAUACUAGCUAGUCAUGCUGUUGUGCUUUGCUGAUGAAUGAAAUUAAUCCACCUUAAGCAGUCUAAUAAGGACCAUUUCCCUGGUGAGCUUGUGCGAAAUUAUUUCCAAGAUGUUUGGCAUUUUACAAGGCAAGCCAGAUACCCUGACAAACUGGUUCCUUAUUUGAUUUAAAUGAGAGAGAUUUUGGGACAGUUAUAGUCGUUAAGUUGGUCUUUUCAGGGCUGGCUUAUUUAGAAAGAUUGAAAGAGAUGUACGUUGUCUACUUGACACCAAAGUUUACCGCAAAAAUGGGUGCUAGACAAGCCAUUGACUAAUUUUUUCUCAGUCCGGAAAAAUUGUGGCUGUGUUUGGUUCGAUUGUUUUUGGCAAAAACUGUGGCUGUAGUCAAAAUACAAUUUCAGUCAACCAACUUUUUUUUAAAUGCUACAGUCCCGGUCCUGGUACACGGCGCCGUUUAGGAGCCAAAAUGACAAAACAAGUUUUGAGGUGUAUUGUCCUUUCGUUCCUCCUCGUUAUUUUCUGAGUUAAACUGUAUCGAGCAACUACGAGGCUCCUCUUCACUUUCCUCUUCUAAGCAGCAUCAACAGUAGAGCAGACACUUGAAUGUUCAAAUCACCGGUUCUACCCCAGCUGAUCUGCUUGUAAUGCUGCUGUCAUCGUCGCCGCAAGUGAACAGUUAGCUGGUCCCUCCACAAUUUGCAACUUAUCUGCAGCAUAACAUCGGGAGAAGGAAGCUGAACCUCCGCUGCACCUCGGACAGGGGAGGUAGUGGAAUUGCCCAGAAAAUCAUUCGAAGCUGCUUGCUGGAGAGCUUUCUUCCCUUAUUUCCAAGUCGCGGCCAAGGAGUCUCACCGCCGUUGCUCAUCUGUUGCUUCGUCGAGGUGAGUUUGUACUGUUGAGCUAAUUGGGGCCUUAAUUCGUACGAAUUAGGGCUACAGUAAUUAAUGAAUGUGGUUGCUGUUUAAUCCUAUUCUCUGAAAAAUCAGCGGGCGAUAGUAUAUGGUAGAGACAGAGGAUCAAUUAAGAAAAUGUGGAUUUGCCUUGUUUGGACUGACAUUCAUGCUUCUUCACUUAACUUCUUUAUAUUGUGCGGCAUUCCAUUUUUCAUUAUUGGCUUGUUUUGGUUCGCCAUCUCAUCUUAGCAACUCACAAUUGGAGCUUCACCGUUAUCUUGCCUUCGUGAUAAUUCCCGCAUGUGUCCAGAGUAUGCUAAAUUAAUUGUUAGCAAGAGGGAAAUGGUACACAGUGGCACCAUAUUAGCUGAUAAACGUGCUUGGCUGCUUUAAAUUGUUCGGCAUGCAUAGGAGAGUUUUUUUUAAUAAGCUCAUGGUAUACGUGUACCCUGUUAAUGGGAAGAAUAUUGAUACUAUGAAGUGGAUUAGAUGUUUGAUCGAUUGCUGUUGUUGUCGGCUGAAAUUGAUCAGUUUUUCUGCCACAUGAAUCUGUAGGUGGGGUGUUGUAUCUACAUUUACAUUUCGGAUAAGGAAUUUGAUUAAUUGGUUGUACUUAUUAAGCACCAGUGCUAUUUUCCUUGGACUAUUGCAAUUCGAUUACUGAAAUAUUCGUCCCUAGCGUCAUGUGACUGGCAUGCAUUUAUUUGGUCGUUGCUGUUGGGUUUGAUCUUAUUGGAUGUUCUUGUGAUCGGACUUGAGGCAAUGCCAUUCUGGUACCUGCAAUUUUAUUAGUUGGCACGUGGUAUAUUUUAAUUUGUCCUACCGUGAUUGUUUAUAAUUUAUGCAUUGAAGCUGCUGUUGCGUUUUUCAAUGAAUGACAACCUGUAGAGAGGGGUAUAUUUUUCUGCUUUAAGUGUGAUGCUGUUUUGGUCCUAUGUAUAUGAUUCGUUGCAUAUUAUAAUCUGAUAUGAACUUCGCUAAAUGGGUUGAACUGUUAUUUUAGCUUCACACAUAAAAUUGGAUGAUAGUUCAUAUACAGUUUAUGCGUUUGGCCUGCUAAUAGCAUUUUAGUGGUACCUUGUACAUAUUUUUAGGAUUGUGAUGCCCCCUGUGACUCGGAGUGCUUCGAAGGCUUUGCAAACGACUAGGGGUGCUAACCGUUGUUCUUUAUAUUCGGGUACGGGAGAAAACGAUUUGCGUCUUUGUAUAACAAACUACUUCAAGAAAACAAAGAUGCCCAAACCAAAAGCUCCUAAGGAACGUAUCAAUUUCACGCCGAAGAUGGAAACUGCCAUUGCUGAACAGCUUCUGAACAUGCAUAGGAAUGGGGAAAUAUCAUCACAGACCAUCGGGAGCCACGUUGUCCCUCAGAUUACUAGGAUGCUCGCUGAGACUUUCGGGGUUUCAUUCCCCCGCGAUACUAUUCGGUCGAAGUACUAUGCGCUUCAGAACUUAACUAGGCUUUACAUUUCGUUCAAGAAGCGUGGCACUGGUAUGGGCUGGGACUCAACCAACUUCACCUUCAUGAUGGAUGAUGAGCGAUGGAGUCAUCUACUUCAGGUCAACCAGGGAUACAAUAGAUUUAGGAACCGGUGUUGUCUGGUCUUCCAUUUGCUUGAAGAAGUCUUCAUGAAUCAGGGGGCUACUGGGGAUUUUAGCGCCGGCUUUGGAGUAUCGCCCCUGAAUUCGGGCGAUGAAUUGGAAAUGGAACACGCUGCGAACAGAGGUAGGGGCAAGGGGGUUGUGGAUGUCGAUUCAUCAGAUGGAGGAGAUGCCGUUCCUGUGACUCGGAAAGGGAAAGAGAAGGUUAAGAAGGGCAAAGGAAAGCGCAAAUCGGGGGACAUGUCAACUGAGUCAUUCUUCCAACCGUCCUCCCCCCAAUUCCAGAAAUACGUUCGGGUUUUAGACAGCAUCGAGACACGAUUGAGCGGUAAAGGGAGCUCUGGGAUCUCCGGUUCGGUCUCUUCUCCUGCUAAGAGCCAAAAGGCUCCAGUUGAUGAAGACGAGGAGCUGGUGGCUGCUUUGGCCACUUUGAGCAGUCUGAAUUUGGACCGAAGUGUGCGCUUCCAGAUGGCUGAUCUGCUAAGGAAUCGGCAUGAGCGUCUCAUUUGGUUCUUAUGCGCGGACGACGAGGACCGCCUUGCCUUUGUCAGACAUCGAGGCUUCCUCCCCCCCCCUUAGCAUCUCGUUCAAUCCAGCCCGAAACUAUUGCAGCAGCCUUCGUCUUAGUUUUUCCCAUGGCUUAAAUGGAUUUGAUCUAUUCGUUUGGAUUUAUGUACUUGGAGUUGACAUUGGCCUGUGUUAUUCAUUUCUUUACUGUACCGUGGACCCAAUUCAGUUUUUUUUUUUUUUCUUCUGAGAUAAAGUUGAGGUUACAAAAAUUUCGGAUAAUUUAUUUGGUUGCGUUUAUAAAUGUUGGUUGAAUUGUUUACUAUA
This is a messenger RNA of Coffea arabica (coffee), 3651 nucleotides long. NCBI's taxonomy places the organism in Eukaryota, Viridiplantae, Streptophyta, Magnoliopsida, Gentianales, Rubiaceae. The record is from RefSeq and is a predicted model, not a curated record.